AUCUCUUUAAUAACGUCAUUCAAUUCAAAACCACUUGUUGUGACACUUCGCUUCUCAUUCCUCGUUUCUUCACGCCCAGAUUUCCUUUAUAUAUUUUCUGUUUUCUUUUACUCAAAACAAUAAAUAAAAAAAUGUUGAAGCUUUCGUGCAAUGGGUUGGACCGGGUGCACUCCCUGGCCCAAUGCGGCUUCGUGGGCCGGCCCGCUUGUGUUGUCCCUCGCCGGAGGAGGAGCGGCGCCGACGGGUUCCGGUAUCAGGGCGGCAGGGCGUUUCCGGUGGUGGCGGCGGUGGUGUCGGACAAGGGCGGCGCGGUGGUGAACCAGGUGGUGGCGGAGGCGGGAACGCUGGCGGACCGGCUGAGGCUGGGGAGCUUGACGGAGGAUGGGUUGUCUUAUAAGGAGAAGUUCAUUGUGAGGAGCUAUGAAGUGGGGAUCAAUAAGACUGCAACUGUUGAAACCAUUGCUAAUCUCUUACAGGAGGUUGGAUGUAAUCAUGCUCAGAGUGUUGGAUAUUCUACUGACGGUUUUGCAACCACCCCUACAAUGAGAAAACUGCGUCUCAUAUGGGUGACUGCUCGCAUGCACAUUGAAAUCUUUAAAUACCCUGCAUGGAGUGACGUUGUUGAGAUAGAGACAUGGUGUCAAGGGGAAGGAAGGGUUGGAACAAGGCGUGAUUUUAUACUGAAAGACCCUGCAACUGAUCAAGUUAUUGGAAGGGCAACAAGCAAAUGGGUAAUGAUGAAUCAGGACACCAGACGACUCCAGAAAGUUUCUGAUGAUGUUCGAGAGGAGUAUUUGGUUUUCUGUCCUCGAGAGCCAAGGUUAGCAAUUCCUGAGGAGGAUAGUAAUAGCUUGAAGAAAAUUCCGAAAUUGGAAGACCCUGCUCAGAAUUCCAGACUUGGACUUGUGCCAAGAAGAGCAGAUCUGGACAUGAACCAGCAUGUUAACAAUGUCACCUAUAUUGGAUGGGUGCUUGAGAGCAUGCCUCAAGAAAUCAUUGAUAGUCAUGAGCUGCAGAGCAUUACCUUGGAUUACAGACGUGAAUGCGGACAAAAUGACAUAGUUGAUUCCCUCACUAGUGCGGAAAUGAUCCAUGGUGGUGCCGAGGUGGUUCCAGAACUCAAAGGAACAAAUGGAUCUGCCAUGGCAAGGGAUGACAAACAAGAACGCCAGCAGUUUCUGCAUCUACUUAGGUUGUCUACCGAUGGACUUGAGAUAAACCGAGGACGGACCGAAUGGAGAAAGAAAGCUCCAAGAUGAAAACCAUUAAGUGUGCUUCCGCCUAAGCCUUAUUCAUGAUUCUGCUUUUUUUAUCUUUCUUGUGUUGUUUCAUGUUUCCAGGGUUGUCUUAUCAAUUUUCCUUCAUUAUUUUGCUUAGAGUUUGCACGCUUGAUAGGGCCGAGAGCUAGAUUUUGUUUCUGCAUUCUUGUCAUGCUCAUAAAUUUAAAUUGUUGUCCAAAUCCUGUAGUUAGAUUGAAUAGGUUGAUAUCAUUUUCUGAUACAUUGGCAUCAGAAUCCUUGAAUAUCAUUGUAUCUUAGGGGAGCUUUUAAUUUAUAUCCAGGAACCUGAACAAUGUGUGUUCUUAAAAUAAUUAUUUGAAAAUUAUUCAAUUUGCUCAUUAUCCCGUUUCAUAUUUAA
Messenger RNA from Cajanus cajan (pigeon pea), 1638 nucleotides. RefSeq names its product oleoyl-acyl carrier protein thioesterase 1, chloroplastic. Gene Ontology annotation, molecular function: fatty acyl-[ACP] hydrolase activity; acyl carrier activity. Gene Ontology annotation, biological process: fatty acid biosynthetic process. The record is from RefSeq and is a predicted model, not a curated record. NCBI's taxonomy places the organism in Eukaryota, Viridiplantae, Streptophyta, Magnoliopsida, Fabales, Fabaceae.